Messenger RNA from Gordionus sp. m RMFG-2023, 2340 nucleotides. RefSeq names its product ubiquitin-associated domain-containing protein 1-like. The record is from RefSeq and is a predicted model, not a curated record. Lineage: Eukaryota; Metazoa; Nematomorpha; Gordioida; Chordodea; Parachordodidae. Bases 26 to 2119 code for a protein of 697 amino acids. Gene Ontology annotation, cellular component: ubiquitin ligase complex. The transcript has 12 exons. Gene Ontology annotation, molecular function: protein binding.
CAUAAUAGUUUUUCUAAAAUAUCAUAUGAAACUCAAUAUUUUUAAUAAAGAAGGGGAUAUUUGUAAACUAAAUGUUGAGCCUGAUGCAACUAUAGAAAAACUCAAAUUUAUGGCCUUAGGACAUUUUGGGGCUUAUUUAGAAAAUCCUACUGAGAAACAGAGAGCAUCUAUUCGCUUUAAAUUACUACACAUUAAACAAUCACGAACUCUAGAUGAUCAAAAAACGAUUUCGCAAGAGUCUAUCAGAGAUUUAGAUGAAAUACUUCUAAUCAAAAAGCCUCCCGUUUUUUAUGAUGAUAAAAAAGACUUUCCAUUAGGCCCUUCAUUGAAAGAAAUUAUUAUAGCAACAGCCACUCUCCCACAAAAAGAUUUAAACAAUAUAACACCAAAAUUAAAGCCUUAUGCAUCAGAUUUUCAAACUGAGAUAAAAAGGGUUUUGAUAACUUUAAUACAGACAUCUCAUCGAUUACUAUGUUUAAACCCUCAAGCAUCCCAUAUUUUCCAACAAUAUCAUGAUAAAUUGAACACACCAGCACAAAAUCCAAGUGAAGGCUUAAAUCAAGCCUCAGUAAGUCGAUUAGUUGAAAUGGGAUUUAACGAAAAAUUAGCCAUCAAGGCUCUCUUGUUAAACAAGAUGGACAGCUCUAGAGCGGCUGAAUGGUUGCUCGAGAGAAGCGAGAUGGACGAUAAUUUCGACAACAAUUCCCCUGCCAUCGACAAUAUAAUUGCACGAGAUGGUGGUGAUAAACCUACAUCUAUAGAUUCCCCUAACUACGCUGCCACGUCAUCACCAAAAGCGCCACCCGUAAAUUAUUCUAACGACAUUAUGUCCAUAGAAAAUGACACGCCCGAAAAAAUUUUGAAAGCCUUCAGGGCCUUUAAGAGCAAGCAGUUUAGUCCCGAUCCCCAAGCUUUAGCAAAUUUGAAGGAAAUGGGGUUCGAAGAAAAAGAUAUACAAUUAGCCUUAGCCAUGUGCAAUAACUCUGAAGAUGCUGCUUGUGAAUGGCUGUUGCAAGACAAGAACAGAAAUGAUGCUAACGCCCUCCCAUCGGUAAAUCUGAAACAGCACUUGCCUUCCGAAAAACAUGGUCCCAUUAAAGAACAUGCAAACGAAGAGUUUUUGACUCUACCCCAAAAUAGUCCUAUCUGUAAAGCGUUACUCGCGGAUCCUACUAUAUUGCUGGGUCUUAAUAACCCCAAAAUGUUUAUGGUGCUGUUAAAUAUGUACGAGAGUUUUGUCCAGACCCAGGCACUCAACCUUGGCCAGUGGUUCAACGAUUCCGAUGCCGCCAUGUUACUUGGCCAGAUAUUCCGCAUAUACCACGCCGAAAAAUACAGUCUAUCUGAUUCCUCCGCAAUGUCCUCCACGAUCGUUCCCCCAUCCGAUAAUGGUAACAGCGAACAUUUUUCAGCUCGCAUAGGCGACGUCGUGCCUGAUUUUGUCGUUAGUUCCGACGAAUUUUGGCCACUCACGACCACCGCUUAUAAUAACCCUUAUACAUCCGGGGAUGAAAGCCAAAGCAGCCCAAAUUACCGUAAUAGGCAUACUCAAAGUAUUAAUAACAAUAAUAACCCAAAUAAUACUCUCUUCAGUGAAAGCCAACUAGGGUAUCAUAAUAAUAUUCCCCAUCGUUCUUCUGGCAGUUGGCAUGAUAUAACCGAAACUCAAGACAGGGCUCUAUCGAAUUUAAGCAACCCCAAUCCAUCCUACAACGCAUACCACACUUAUCAUUCUCCUUCACAACAGCAAACAACGCAUCUUCCCUCGAUAUACAAUAACCGAACGAUGGUCACCCCAUCUUACCCCUACCCUCCGUCUUCCAGCAGAAGACUCUCUUCUUCCACCUCGAAUCCCGGAACCGGGAUGGAUGGGUAUUAUCAACCACAAAGUGGGACGUACAUUGGUGCUAAUCGCACACUAGCAUCUCGUUUUCCUUAUACCCGGAACCACAAUUAUGGUACUCUUGUACCGGAUACCUUUAAUACAAGCAGAGGAGACAGCGGAGGUAGUAGCAUUGCCAAUAAUAAUGAAAGAAGGAGAAACGAAAAUAAUAACACGGGGGCUACUACAUGGGUCAAUAUUGACCCCUCCUUUAUACCCCACAAUAAUUAUCUAUGAUGAAAAUAUUAUUUGUUGUGUUUUAUAAUUUAGAAAAGUACGAUGAAUGUUUUGUUUUUAUGGUAAGCGAAAAAUAUACCACUUCAAUAAUUUUUUUUCUUCUGUAGUUGGACAUAAUAUUUAUUAUCAUAACUAUAAAAUAUUCACAAAUAUAUAUAUAUUUUAAUUUUUUACAAGUUAUUUUUAUAAUGUCUCCCAGUGCAUUAUUAUAUAAUUAUAUA